Molecule: messenger RNA, 3693 nt
Organism: Pseudomyrmex gracilis
Lineage: Eukaryota; Metazoa; Arthropoda; Insecta; Hymenoptera; Formicidae
Gene: lt
Product: vacuolar protein sorting-associated protein 41 homolog
Exons: 13
Coding region: 827-3370 (847 amino acids)
Biological process (GO): cellular response to starvation; protein targeting to vacuole; vesicle-mediated transport
Cellular component (GO): HOPS complex; late endosome
Molecular function (GO): protein binding
Source: RefSeq, a predicted model, not a curated record
UGUAAAAAAAGACGUAAACAGCAAAUAAAAAUUAAACAAUCGCGUUUCUAACGAAAAAUACGCGUUUGCGCGUAUGUACACAGAUUAGUUUGAUGGAAAAUGUUUACAUGUGUUAUUGUUUUUACGAACUGCGAUGUGUCACGACUACUGGCCGUUCGGAGGAUCAAACUCUUGAAUGAUGUAUCCGAAACGUUCGCACGAGGUUGAAGUUUAGUUCAGCGUGCGAGAGAAAAUUCUUUAACACUUUGACGUGGUGUGUUAAGGUCAUAUUCCGCUGUGGAAUUUAUAUAUAUAUAUAUAUAUAUACACGCACAUAUAUGUAUAUACAGAAAAAUUGAUAAAAAAUUGGUUAUUUGGCGGUUACAUAUAUUUUAUACCUCAAAAACUCAACGCUUCCUCUGCGAAAUUGUUUUCAGAAAGAUCGCAUAUUUUGCAAGACCGGAGAAAUGUGCACAGGUGUAAACAGAAGUGUCGAAUUACAAACGUAAAAAAUUGAAAAAGAAAACGCGAUCCUUAUCUGAACGUGUUACGAUUAACAAUUGGAUAUUGAAGAUUUUAUAAUGUAGAGAAGUAUCUGAGAUCACAUUCUUUUGUACUCACUUGAACUGAAUGAGAAAAAAGAGAGUGAAGAUAAAAAAUUGAAGUUUGCUUAACGUUUUUAUCUGUGUAGUGAGAAAAAAAAUAUGCGAGUGUCGUGGAGCUCAUCCAAUCCUAAUCUAACUUGAUAAUAUUCAACUUGACCCUAUUUUAGAAUCGCUUUUAGAAUCAGUUUUGAUAGUUUCGUUUUUGGUUUUUUGUUUUGCAUCAUCGGAAUUGAGAAGCAACAAUGGAAUCUGUAUCUAACAAAGACGAACAAAACAAUCAAGAGGAUUCCGAUUCUUCAGAAAUAGAUGAAAUAGAGCCCAGAUUGAAAUAUGUCAGAAUACGCAAUGAUCUGGAACAUAUUCUUCAGAAUGAUGCAGCUAGUUGUAUCGCUGUACAUCCAAAGUUCCUCUGUCUGGGAUCACACUGGGGAAUGAUUCAUCUUUUGGAUCAUCAAGGAAACAAUGUGAAAUCUAAAACACUGCAAGCACACACAGUGGCGGUAAAUCAGAUUUCCAUAGACCAAAAUGGAGACUUUAUUGCUUCUUGCAGUGAUGAUGGAAAAGUUUUUAUUUAUGGAUUAUACAGCACAGAGAAUAAUCAUAACAUGAGCAUGGGUAGACUAGUCAAGAGUAUAGCAAUUGAUCCGAAUUAUUAUAAGAACGGCAGCGGCAGAAGGUUUAUCACAGGCGAUGACAAACUCGUGCUUUAUGAGAAAACUUUUCUGGCCAGAAUGAAGCCAACGAUACUUUGUGAAGCCGAAGGUGGUGUUAGAUCUGUUGCAUGGUGCGGUCGUUUUGUGGCAUGGGCAUCCGAUACAGGCGUGAGAGUUUAUGAUCUUGACGCCAAGUGUUCAUUAGGACUCAUUAAAUGGUCCCGUACAGCAGACGCAUCGCCAGAGCACUACAGGUGCAAUUUGCAGUGGUCGAAUGAUAAGACAUUGCUGAUCGGAUGGGUGGACAUUGUGCGCGUUUGUCACAUCAGGAAACGCACCAUGCAAGAGAUGAUCAAUCGGGAUUUACCUGAAUUUGUAGUGGAUCCAGUGUCAACGUUCCAAGUAGAUUUUUAUAUAUCCGGUAUAGGACCGCUAGGAAAUCAGCUGGUAUUGCUGGGUUGUUUAAAGGAACCGGACGAAGAUGGAAAGAAUCAACGUCCAACCUUGCACGUGGUUGAACCAAAGUAUCAAGAUUUCUCAGUGGUGUGUGCGAAUUCGCUUACUCUACGCGGCUACAAAGAAUACAGCUGCAACGAUUAUCACUUAGAUUGUUUGAAGGAAGAAAAUAGGUUUUUUAUCGUAAGUCCGAAAGACAUCGUAGUAGCUAGUUUGUAUGACACAGACGAUAGAAUAGAGUGGUUGUUGAAUCAUGGCAAGUUCGAGCAAGCCUUAGAAGCGGUAACGACGAACAACGGCAAGGAUUGUAAGAGGCACACUGUAUUAGACGUCGGGCGUAUUUAUCUGGAUCAUUUAUUGGCGUGCGAAAAGUACGACGAGGCUGGAAAACUGUGCCUCAAAGUUUUAGGACGGAACAAAAAAUUGUGGGAAGAAGAGGUUUAUAAAUUCGCCAGGGUACAUCAGCUGCGCUCAAUCUCGUCCUACUUGCCUCGAGGUGAUGUCACUCUCGAUCCGCUCAUCUACGAGAUGGUUUUGUAUGAAUAUCUGAAGAUGGAUCCCGACGGUUUCCUGCAACUAGUCAAAGAGUGGUCCCCGAGUUUAUAUACGGUCGCGGCCGUUGUCAAUGGCGUACUGGAACAUCUAUUGGUCCACAGUCAACGGCAAAAUGUAUUAUUGGAAGCCUUAGCUAUUUUAUACAUUCACGACGGCAAGUACGAUAAAGCGCUCGCCAUGUACUUGAAGCUGCGGCACAAAGAUGUCUUCCAAUUAAUCCAGAAGUACCAGUUGUACAAUUCGGUGUACGACAUGAUCGAGGGUCUGAUGGAUCUCGACACGGAGCGUGCCAUAGAGUUUUUUCUGGAAAAGGACAGAGUGCCGUCUGAUGUUGUUGUACAAAAGCUGCAGCAUAAUCAUCGUUAUUUAUAUUUGUAUUUAGAUGCCUUAGACAAGAAGGACAUGAAGGACUCGAAAGGCAAAUAUCACGGGUUGCUGGUGCGAUUGUACGCCGAUUAUUCGAGAGAUAAGUUACUGCCUCUUCUACGCCGCUCGGAUAAUUAUCCGAUACAACAAGCUUUGGAUAUAUGUAGUCAACGCAGAUUUUAUCCGGAAAUGGUGUACUUGCUAGGCAGAAUUGGAAAUACGUCAGAGGCUCUGGCGCUUAUGACGAGAGAACUCAACGAUAUGGAGAGCGCGAUCGCAUUUUGUCAAGAACAUGACGAUGAGGAAUUGUGGAACGAUCUAAUCAAUUAUUCACUUGAUAAGCCCAAGGCUAUCACAUUUCUUCUCCAAAAGAUCGGCACUUACGUCGAUCCCCGGCUCAUGGUACAAAAGAUAGACCCUACCUUGGUGAUCAUAGGAUUAAAGAAAGCGUUGGUCAAGAUGAUGUGCGACUACAAUCUGCAAGUGUCCGUGCAGGAAGGUUGCAAAAAAAUACUAUCCAACGAUUACUUCAAUCUUCACGAACGACUUGUUCGUUGUCAUCAGAAAGGCAUAUUUGUCGACGAUGACCAAAUGUGCGGAGCUUGCCAUAGGAAGAUUAUUGUAAGAGAACCACGAAAUAUGGUUGUAUUUUAUUGCAAGCACUGUUUUCACGAAGAUUGUCUAUCCGACUUUGAAUUAGUCGAGAAUUGUGUGAUAUGCAACUCGCAGAAACAAAUUACACAUGGAAGGAAGUGAUGAAAUUUGGAUUUAAAUCGAAUGACGUGCAAUAUCCAAGACACACUCGAGGUAUCAUGUUUCACUGUGACUGAAAUUUCGUUUGCGGUGCGAUAAAUAAAUAAAUAAAUUUUUAUAUAUAAUAAUAAAUAGAGAGAAAGAGAGAAAGAAAAAGAGAGAUGAAAAAGAGAAAGAAAAAAAAGAGAGAGCGAGAAAGAUUAAAAACCUCAAAGAAUCCUUCAUAUCCUUGAAAAAAAAACAAUAACUAGGAUAGGAAAUAAUAUAAGAUUUUAAAUAUACCCCUAAAUAUACAUAUAAAUGUCAGACAACAUUCACGAAUUUCA